Molecule: messenger RNA, 291 nt
Organism: Arctia plantaginis
Lineage: Eukaryota; Metazoa; Arthropoda; Insecta; Lepidoptera; Erebidae
Source: the annotation of a GenBank genome assembly
AUGGCUAUUGCUUGGUCCGCGGUUAUACGACGCCACUUCUCUGUAUCAGCGCCCUCCGCGCCUCGCGCCGCUGCCCUCCGCCUCUCCGCGGCCAGCGCGGCGCCCGCUGAGCGGAAUUUGCACGAGCGACGCGCCUCGCGACUCGGUUCAGUCACUUCAGUGUACGUUAGACCGUUCGCGGCCGAGGACGAACUGCCGCGCCGCGCGCACUACUCUGCUUAUUACGCAGUAAAAACUAUCGCUAACCGCGUGGACUGUAAUAAAACAACUUUGUGUGGCCUCUCACUCUAA